This is a messenger RNA of Indicator indicator, 2911 nucleotides long. It is a transcript of the gene EPC1, whose product is annotated as enhancer of polycomb homolog 1. Gene Ontology annotation, biological process: regulation of transcription by RNA polymerase II. Gene Ontology annotation, cellular component: piccolo histone acetyltransferase complex. Lineage: Eukaryota; Metazoa; Chordata; Aves; Piciformes; Indicatoridae. Bases 1 to 2613 code for a protein of 870 amino acids. The record is from RefSeq and is a predicted model, not a curated record. The transcript is spliced from 16 exons.
AUGAGCAAACUGUCGUUCCGGGCCCGGGCGCUGGACGCGUCCAAGCCGCUGCCCGUCUUCCGCUGCGAGGACCUGCCCGACUUGGCUGAAUAUGCUUCCAUUAACCGGGCCGUGCCGCAGAUGCCCACGGGCAUGGAGAAGGAAGAGGAGUCGGAACAUCAUCUCCAGCGAGCUAUCUCAGCACAACAAGUAUAUGGAGAGAAGAGGGAUAACAUGGUUAUACCGGUCCCAGAAGCAGAAAGUAAUAUUGCAUACUAUGAAUCUAUAUAUCCUGGAGAAUUUAAAAUGCCAAAGCAGCUGAUUCACAUACAGCCUUUUAGUUUGGAUGCUGAGCAGCCGGAUUAUGACUUGGAUUCAGAAGAUGAGAUCUUUGUGAAUAAGUUGAAGAAAAGAAUGGACAUCUCUCCUUUGCAAUUUGAGGAGAUGAUAGACAGACUAGAAAAGGGCAGCGGGCAGCAGCCAGUCAGCCUGCAAGAGGCCAAGCUGUUGCUGAAAGAAGAUGAUGAAUUGAUCAGAGAAGUGUAUGAGUACUGGAUUAGAAAGAGGAAAAACUGUCGAGGUCCCUCUCUUAUCCCAGCAGUGAAACAGGAGAAGAGAGAUGGUUCCAGCACAAAUGACCCUUAUGUUGCUUUUAGAAGACGAACAGAAAAGAUGCAGACACGAAAAAAUCGAAAAAAUGAUGAAGCAUCUUAUGAGAAGAUGCUUAAGCUGCGUCGAGAUCUGAGUCGUGCAGUAACCAUCCUGGAGAUGAUAAAGAGGAGGGAAAAAAGCAAGAGAGAGUUGCUGCAUUUAACACUGGAAAUCAUGGAAAAGAGGUAUAAUUUGGGUGACUACAGUGGAGAGAUUGUGUCUGAGGUCAUGGCACAGCGGCAGCCGAUGAAACCUACCUAUGCUAUUCCCAUCAUUCCUGUGACUAACAGCAGUCCUUUUAAACACCAAGAAGCUAUGGAACUUAAGGAAUUUAAAGUUAAACAAGAUAAACCUGAUGUUAUUAGACCCAAAAGAAAGUACGAGAAGAAGCCAAAAGUCUUACCUUCGUCUGCUGCUGCUGCUCCUCAACAGACAGGUCCUGCUGCACUGCCCGUCUUCAAUGCUAAAGAUUUGAAUCAGUAUGAUUUUCCUAGCUCAGAUGAUGAACCUUUCUCCCAGGUUUUGUCUGGUUCUUCGGAGGCUGAGGAAGAAAAUGAUCCUGACGGUCCCUUCGCCUUCCGUAGGAAAGCAGGCUGUCAGUACUAUGCUCCUCAUUUAGACCAACCUGGCAACUGGCCAUGGAGCAGCCCUAAGGAAGGAAGAGUAGGAGAUGUGCGUUACAGAUACUGCUUAACAACCCUCACUGUACCCCAGCGGUGUAUUGGGUUUGCACGAAGACGGGUCGGCCGUGGUGGAAGGGUGCUGCUAGACAGAGCGCAUACGGACUACGAUAACACAUUUCAUCAGCUGGAUUUGGAAAUGUUUUCCUCAUCACAACACUCUUCAAUCAGUCAAUUUGCCAAUACCUCAGAAACAAAUACCUCGGACAAAUCUUUCUCGAAAGACCUCAGUCAGAUACUAGUCAAUAUCAAAUCAUGUCGAUGGCGGCACUUUAGGCCUCGGACACCAUCGCUACAUGACAGUGACAAUGAUGAACUCUCCUGUAGGAAAUUAUACAGGGGUAUAAAUCGAACAGGCACAGCACAACCCGGGACCCAGACAUGCAGUACCUCUAUACAAAGUAAAAGUAGCAGUGGUUCAGCACAUUUUGAAAGUGAAACAUCUUUGGGCCUGGUGCAUCAAAUGCUAAAUCACACUGAUGGCUCUAAGUCUCUCCAAUCUUCUGAAUUCACUGCAUUUACAGCCGAACAAUACCAGCAGCAUCAACAGCAACUGGCACUAAUGCAGAAACAGCAGCUUGCACAAAUUCAUCAACAGCAAGCAAAUAAUAAUUCCUCUGCCAACACAUCACAGAACCUUGAAACUAACCAACAGGAAAGUGGCUUUCGCCUGAAUCUACAUCAUAGCCAUUCUGUAAAGUGUUUAGAAGGGACACUGCAGGGUUUUGUUUCCAAGACACUGGAUUCUGUUAGUGCUCAAUUUGCUGCUUCAGCUUUGGUUACAUCAGAACAACUGAUGGGAUUCAAAAUGAAGGAUGAUGUGGUGCUUGGAAUUGGGGUGAAUGGCAUUCUUCAAGCCUCAGGAGUGUACAAGGGCUUACACCUCAGUAGUACUACACCUACAGCACUUGUCCAUACAAGUUCAUCACCAACAGCAGGUUCAGCCUUGUUACAGCCUUCAAAUAUAACACAGACUUCAAGUUCCCACAGUGCACUGAGUCACCAAGUAACUGCUGCCAAUUCUGCAACAACUCAGGUCCUGAUUGGGAACAACAUUCGAUUAACUGUACCCUCAUCAGUUGCCACUGUAAACUCUAUAACCACACUCAAUGCACGACAUAUACCUAGGACUUUAAGUGCUGUUCCAUCGUCUGCCUUAAAGCUGGCUGCAGCAACAAAUUGUCAGGUGCCCAAGGUCCCAGCUUCAUCCUCGGUGGAUGCAGUACCAAGGGAGAACCACGAAGCGGAGAAGCCAGCACUGAACAAUAUAGCGGACAACACAGUAGCAAUGGAGGUGACGUAGUUUCCACGGGAGGGGACUGCAGCCUUGGGGACUCGUUUAGGUGCUAUGCAUCAGUAGCAUUUUGAAUGCAAGGGAUGAUGGAAUGCCGCACAUUGCGUUUCCAUGGCAGCUGUGGGGGACUUGACAGCAAUGCACAUCUCUCAUGCUUUGGUUUUUCUUUUCUUACUGUUAAUAGGAAAGAAUCAACAUCUGUAAAUGAACAAUACAGCAAUUAUCUGUACAGUACUGCAUAUUUGUAAUACCCUUGUAUAUAUGUUACUUGAAUACAAAACUGUUCAUUUGUGAUGCUUUGCACUUG